This is a messenger RNA of Xiphophorus hellerii (green swordtail), 1351 nucleotides long. RefSeq names its product synaptophysin a (gene sypa). The transcript has 8 exons. Gene Ontology annotation, cellular component: synaptic vesicle membrane; synaptic vesicle; presynaptic active zone. The coding region runs from base 104 to 982 and encodes 292 amino acids. Lineage: Eukaryota; Metazoa; Chordata; Actinopteri; Cyprinodontiformes; Poeciliidae. The record is from RefSeq and is a predicted model, not a curated record.
UGACGCACCGCCCCUCCUCCCCCGGCUCCUCCUCCUCCUCCUCCUCCUCCUCCUCCUCCAUCUCUCCAUCUCUCCAUCUCUCCUCUCCUCUCCAGGCGGCAGGAUGGACGUCGUAAAUCAGCUCGUAGCCCAGGGUCAGUUCCGGAUCCUGAAGGUUCCUCUGGGCUUCAUCAAGGUCCUGCAGUGGUUCUUCGCCAUCUUCGCCUUCUCCACCUGUGGCAGUUACUCUGGGAUGUUCAAGAUGGCGGUGGAGUGUAGGAACCGGACGGAGAGCGACCUCGCCAUACAAGUGGAGUUCGAGUAUCCGUUCAGACUCCACCAGGUGUACUUCGACGCCCCCACCUGUAAGGACAGGGCCACGGACCGGAUCUUCCUGGUCGGAGACUACUCUUCCUCCGCCGAGUUCUUCGUCACCAUCGGCGUCUUCGCCUUCCUCUACUCCACCGCGGCUCUCAGCAUUUACGUCUUCUUCUACGACAAGUACAAGGAGAACAACAAAGGCCCGCUGAUCGACCUGGGAGUGACGGCGGUGUUUGCCUUCAUGUGGCUGGUGAGUUCGGCGGCUUGGGCCAAAGGUCUGUCCGACGUGAAGACGGCGACCGAUCCGGAUGAGGUCAUCACUUUGAUUGACGCCUGUGAGAAGAAGGAGAACUCCUGCCGAGAAGUCCACGACCCGGUCAUGUCCGGACUCAACACCUCCGUGGCGUUCGGUUUCAUCAAUCUGGUCCUGUGGGCCGGAAACCUCUGGUUCGUCUUCAAGGAGACGGGCAUCAUCGCCCCGUUCAUGCGAGCUCCGCCUCCUGAGGGCAAACCUGCGCCCGAAGCCUACGCCCAGCAGGGGGCGUACGAACAAGACCCGUACGCCAGCAACCAGGGAGGGUACCAGCCCGAGUUCAACCAGCAAGGAUACAACCAGGAGGCUGAGUACGGUCAAGGCUACGGCCAGCAGGGGGCGCCCACCUCCUUCUCCAAUCAGAUGUGAGGCGACAGGAAGCAGGAAGUGCCGGAGUGAACCAGCAGUGGGUCGCCUGCAACCUACCCACAAUGCAACACUCCAGCCUGCCUGCAACAUUACUGGGCGGGGUUGGGAUAAAUGUUCACUGCUGUGAAUCAGUGUGUAAAUGACGAAAAGAGAAUCUAAAUGAGAAACCCACAACUAGACCAAGCAGUGCUGAGUAGAACCCAGAGGUUCUGGUUGAUCUUCAUGUUCGGGUCUGUAUCUGUGGACAGAAUGUAUGUUUGUGUUGUAUAGAUAUCACUUAUGAACAGAUAUAUAAUCUCAACCCUUUCUUCUCGCUUCCUAUUGGACCCUGGGAUUUCUUGUUGCAAUAAACCCCGCCCCCAAAAACCA